AUGGUUGACAAGGUGGAGACGCCCGUGGAAGCCAUCAAGAAAGAAGCCGAGAUUCUGCAAAGCAUGGAUCACCCGAACAUUGUGAAGUUUCACGGUGUUUACUAUGAGAGGUGCUUUGUUUGCAUUGUCAUGGACAAGUUGGACGGUGGCGACUUGGUUGAGGGCCUGCAGCGUCACUUGAAGGAGCGGGGGCAGAUCAACUGCUUGGACGUUGUGCACGUAGCGUAUCAGAUGGCUGCCUCCAUUCACUACCUGCAUCAGAGGAAUUACAUGCAUCGUGAUGUCAAGGGUGACAACUACUUGAUGGAUCGCAAGAACAUGACGGACAAGCAGUGCAAGAUUGUGCUGACAGAUUUUGGCACUGCCUGCACCGCCACUCCUUCCGACCGACUCUCUUCUGGAGUUGGAACAAAGAUUUUUUGGUCUCCUGAGUUUUUUGACCGUGACUAUGGUCACAAGGUGGAUGUUUGGGCAAUGGGGGUCAUCAUGUAUGGCCUAGUAAGUGGCAGAUUCCCCUUCCGGGAUGAGAACGACGUCAGGCCUCCAGAUGGUGCUGACAAGCCUGCGGAGGAGCCCGGAACUCAGCAAGCUGAUGUGAAGACACUUGAUACCUUUGGUACCCAACGUUUGCCAGCUCAGUGCCCUGAGGCUGGUGUGAACGAUGGCAUUAAGGAGAGACGGCAGGAGCUGAUCCAGCGCAUGAAUCGGGAGGCUGAAAGCCGCAAGGGUAAUGUGACUAAGAGGCAGCUGCAAAAUCACAAGCACAAAAAGUUUGUGGUUGCAGACAAGAUUGUACAAGGUGGCAAGGCUUCGUACGAGUGGUGGUCCGAGGAUCAGGCGAAAAAGGACAAGCUCUUAGACUUUGAGAACUUGGCCGCAGCACCCAAGGAUGACCCUAUGGACUUGGCUAUGUUCCGGAAGACGCUUGUGGAGCACAACAUUGACCCGAACCAAUUUGGUGUCGGAAAGGCAAAAGGAAUCGAACAGUUGGCGAAGGAGGUAGAAACAGGAGCAAGCAGGCUCAUGCUGGAUGCACAGCAACACAAGAAGUUGGUGCGAGUGGUGGACAUUGUGGUUCUGAAGCUUCGGCCUGAUGACGGGUCGCGCCUAUUAGUCGAGUUCAAGGAGCAAUUCCCUGAUGGCCGUGAGCGCGAGACCCUUAGAUUGCCUGGCACCAAGAAGGAGCCACAUGAGAACGCCAGGCAGACCUCUGAGCGCAUCUUGCGGGAGAUGAUGAACAUGGAUCCCAGUAUGGUGACGUUCGACUUCUCCACAGUAGAACGCCAAGAAGAGGAAACCGACUCGCCCUCCUUCCCAGGUGUUACCACUGUCUACCGCAAGGAGCUAGUUGAGUGUAAGGUGACCACCCCUGACAAGGCAUUGGUUAUGCUCUUCUCGGCGCAAGCCGCGCCCCGCGCUCCGCGCUCCGCUCCGAAGGGGAACACAAAGUUCUUCACCUGGCUGACGGAUUCGGAGGCUGAAAACAAGAAGGUGAAGCUUAAGGUACAUGGCUCGCAAAUCUCCACAUUGGUGCGUGCACCAAUUGGCCUGGAUGAGGAGGCCUUGCGAGAAUAUUUGGUGUCCCAUUCGAUUGACAUCUCGAAAUUUGGGCAUGACGGAACCAAGUCUCUGAAAGAGUUCUCCUCAGAGCUCAUCAAAGGAGAAACUCGUCUCUUACAGGUCUCUAGUGGCGAGAUUUUGGUGAUCACUGAGGUGGUGAUGUUGAUCCUUCACAAUCCUGAAACGAAGGAGACUCUUGUGCAGACUGCCCAGAUGUGGCCUGAUGGCAAGACCAGCUACCAGGCACGCAUCCCAGGUGCAAAGCGACGGCCUGAUGAAAAUCAGUUUCUGUGUGCUCGACGCAUCUUGAAGAGGCAGCUUGAGAUUGACGAGAAUGCAGUUCGCAUCUCAAAGGACGUGGGGUACAUUGAGGAAGACCGCAGCUCUCGAGGCUACCCAGGCUUGAAGACGGUCUACCGGAAGCGUGUCAUCAAGGGGGAGGUGAUUCCCAGUGAGGAUCCUCAGCACUUGGGGCCGUACAGCUUGACUAUAGUCUUAUAUAAUAGUUGUGCACCAGUGAGUGGCAAUAGUACACGCAAAUAA
Molecule: messenger RNA, 2103 nt
Organism: Durusdinium trenchii
Lineage: Eukaryota; Dinophyceae; Suessiales; Symbiodiniaceae
Source: the annotation of a GenBank genome assembly